ACAUAAACGUGACUCGCAGUCGUUCCUCAGCCAGUUGACAUCACUGUCUGCUGCUGUAUCCAGGGAGAUGAGGACUCUCUUUAUUUCAGUGGCUCUCCUCUGUUUCUGUGCUUGCAGCUUUGGCUGUGACACAAGACUUCAGAUGGAUUGGGACUUUCCAGGUUCAGAUGUUGAAAUCCUUUUCUCCCCGGACGCUGAACAUUGUCAGUUCCUCUGCACUCAGGAGGCGUCUUGCCAAUUCUGGGCGUUUAUUGGUCCUGACUGCAGGGUCGACAACAGACACUUCUACUGCUUCCUCAAGGCCACAGCCUCAGGAAAACCGGAAAGACAGAAUUUCAAGCAGGGAACCACUGUUGGUUAUUCUCUAAAGACCUGCAAUCCAGUUCCAAAACUGACGCUUUGCAAAGUGUACAACGGCGUGGACUUCCCCAACGUGGACUACAGAACCUUCUUCACAGCAGAUUACCAGACGUGUCAGAAAGCCUGCACCGACGAUCCUUUCUGUCAGUUCUUCAGCUUCCUCGAUGGGGGUUUUAACAACCAAAAUGUCCGGUACAAGUGCCACCUGAAGUACAGCUGGUCAGUACCAAGAACACCAACUGUCAUAAGCGAUGCUGACAGAAUAUCUGGAUUUUCCUUUGACUUACAACUAUCUCCACCCUCUAGAGAGUGCCAGCGCACACUUUUUCCAAACACUGAUUUUUCUGGUUACGACGUCGAUGUUCAGCAAGCUGCCUCUCCUGAACACUGUCAGGUGUUGUGCUCCGCUCACCCACAAUGCACUUACUUCUCUUUUGACAGCAAUGGAUACAAAUGUUAUAUAAAGAACAAUCCAAAUGAAAUGGUCCCCAGAUACGUCGGAGGUAUCACAUCUGGACUGCCUUCACAAACCUGCUCGAAGCCUAACAAGCCGGAAGCGAGUGUGAGCACAGUGUUUAGAGGAGUGGAUUUCCCUGGUUUUGACCUCCACAGUUUUCCACUGUCCGACGCCGGGUCAUGCGAGAAGGCCUGCACCUUGGACCCCAACUGCCAGUUCUACAGCUUCAUCACCACGAGCCAUGUCUGCUACCUGAAGCGAAUCAUCACCAUGCCUGCUCCUCCCAGAGUGACCAAGCAGGCCAACACCGUGUCGGGCUUCAACCUGAGGAACUGUCCCGCUUGAAUCCUGCAGCUGCAUCAAGAUGUUUAUUGGUCGGGGUUCCUACGCAACUUUACUGAAGAAAGUCUACGCUCUUUAACUAUCAAAUAUUUCAAAUGUCACCUGCUUAUUAUCCAGUGGUUCUACAAAUAAUAAGGGGAUGCUAGCUUCAAGUUUUUAUAUUAUGGUAUGGGGCCAUUUCACUGCAUGUGUUGUGGUCUAAAAUAAGUUAGUGCUCCCUUCUACUUUGAAAGCUUUGACUUUGAGAUUUUUAAAAUGGGGAUUGGUGUUUAACAUUUUUUUAAUUAUUUGCAAACAUUAAAAACUUGUGUUUUGAAUUGGGUGAGGGUCACAUUUUCACAUCCUAAUAUCAGGAGAAGUGCACUUCCUCAUUUGAUUCAGGUAAGUGAAUGUUGUCAUUCUGAAACUAUUACAACACCUCUGUAAUAUGUUACCGGAAAUAAAGUUACACAAGAAAAGAAUUACCGCCCUAAACCUGGAAAAUCAAACACAACAUGAUUUCCCAUAAAUUAAUUAGGCUAAUUCCAGAUUAUCUUCAACAAGCAAAUUCUGGAAUUGCUGUUCCUAAUACAUCCAGAUUACAGACACAUUCUUAUUAUUAAGUUAUUUGGAUAUUGGGAGUGUGAAGCACUUAGAUAUUCAUCAUAUGAUCUAAUUUAUGUUACAGAAAAUGGUUCUUUGCUGCAUCAUUUCCUUCGUAUUUGUACCUUUGCUUUUCCAACAGUAGGGGGUGCUCUCACUUGCCCUGCAGUCACUUCUUUCUCCUCUUGAUCAAAUGUAUUUCAAAGCUAGAAUAGAAAUGUUUCCUUUAUUUAAACAUCAAACAUUAGGUUCCAUUAUUACAGACGUCUGAUUAACCUACGUCCCACUGAGGCCUGGAGGAGCUGAAUAUAAUUUCUGUGGUUUAGGAGGAUAUUAAGUUGUAAAAUUUGAUGAAAGGCCUCGUAUGAAUGGGUGUCAAUGAAUGUGCCAAUAAAAUGAAUCAAAUACAAAUAAACUGGUAUUUUUGGAAGUAGCUGGGACUAAAAUAGGAGCAGAUCGUAGCUCAUCACUUGCAGUGGAGCAAAUUACUAUAUACAGCUUAGAGAUGGACGUGUGGAGAAGAAUGGCUGCAGACACAGAUUUAAAAAAAGAAGAAAAAGAGAAAUCAGGCACUUGUGGUCUCUGAAAGUGUUGGAGAAAUUGUGAUAUUAUUAAUCAAUUAUUUGUUAUUCUCAUUGAUCUUUAUAAUGUAUCUUUAAUUGAUGCUUUCCUUAAAGUUAAUCUCAUUAUAGAAUUAAGAAUGUUUCUUGUAUUGUUAAUUUACUCUGAUUCCUUUCUCAGAAGGCCUCACUGACAGAGAGCAGAAACAAAAUCUUCCUGCAGGUUUACCUCUUGGUGAAGAGCUCUGCUUCGGUUGAGUUGCUGGCCUCCAAUAAAACCAUCAUUGCUAAGAUCACUACAUAUUUUAUUAAUCUUUGUGCCUGGAAGGACAUUAUCUAGUACAGAAUGAUUGUGUGUUAGUUAGUGAAUAACAUUUGACGCUGUAGCUGUUUGCCCCCUCCCUUUAGAGCUACAGCGUCCUUGUGAUUAGGGAUCCUAGAAACAAUAAAAUAGAGGAGCAGACAAAAUGUGCUUCAGAGCGGUAGGAGAUUGUAACUGAAGCACAUCUCUGUCCGUUCUCCUCGCGAGUGAAAAAGAA
This is a messenger RNA of Poeciliopsis prolifica (blackstripe livebearer), 2840 nucleotides long. Its product is annotated as plasma kallikrein-like. The record is from RefSeq and is a predicted model, not a curated record. The transcript has 9 exons. Gene Ontology annotation, cellular component: extracellular region. Bases 68 to 1162 code for a protein of 364 amino acids. NCBI's taxonomy places the organism in Eukaryota, Metazoa, Chordata, Actinopteri, Cyprinodontiformes, Poeciliidae. Gene Ontology annotation, molecular function: protein binding. Gene Ontology annotation, biological process: proteolysis.